This is a messenger RNA of Exophiala aquamarina CBS 119918, 474 nucleotides long. RefSeq lists its product as uncharacterized. The transcript has a single exon. The record is from RefSeq and is a predicted model, not a curated record. NCBI's taxonomy places the organism in Eukaryota, Fungi, Ascomycota, Eurotiomycetes, Chaetothyriales, Herpotrichiellaceae. The annotation marks the transcript as partial.
AUGGUUGAAUACGUACCACCCCCCAAGGACUUCUCCCACCUGAAUCCGAUCCAGAGGUACAUGCAGAAGGGUUCGCUUGACAAACAAGACUACGUAUGGCUAUUCAUCAUGGUCCUCGCCUAUUUCACGGCCCGGCCGUACAUCCAGGAGCUAGCCAAGCGCUUCUUCAGUCCUAACACCGAGGAAGGCGAGCGUAUUCGUCAAGACUAUAUCAAGUCAAAGGCCAAAGCUAAGGUUGGGCCAAAUGCCAUUAGAGGGACAGAUCAUCAAGAGUUGGAAACCAUUCCCGAGAGCAAGGAAGAUGUUACCACUACAGGUACACAGAGCACGUCCAAGGGAAAGGCCAUCAAUCGCAAGAAUAAAGAGAAAUCACUACAAGACCAAUUAUUGGACUGGGAUGACGUGCCUCCUAGACCAGCCGAGGAGCCCGAUAAAGCAGACGUUGUGUCGUGGCUUGACAAAUGGUCAAAGGAG